Molecule: messenger RNA, 684 nt
Organism: Mya arenaria
Lineage: Eukaryota; Metazoa; Mollusca; Bivalvia; Myida; Myidae
Product: complement C1q-like protein 4
Exons: 4
Coding region: 1-684 (227 amino acids)
Molecular function (GO): protein binding
Source: RefSeq, a predicted model, not a curated record
AUGAAGGCCUUGCUACUUAUCAUGCCUUUUCUUAUUUAUACCAUUACUAUGACUUAUGGCAAACGUGAUGAUGAACAACGACGUGACAAAACGCGUCACUCAGGACGUCGACAGGUGCGCGAAGAUGGUGAUGAUGUCACUUCUGGUCAUUGCGAAUUGGAAAUAACGUGUAAAGGCGACACCACAAGCAGGACACCAGUGCGACUGCCAAUAAGGGGCCCUCGGGGACCGGCGGGACGCCCCGGUGAGAAAGGACCCCCCGGAGAACCUGGGAUACCCGGAACACCAGGAGCACCAGGUAAGUCGGCGGCCCCAAUCAAUCAAGUUGCAUUCUUUGUUGGGCUUGGGGAGAACCUUGGUCCUAUAGACGCGAAUACUGACCUCAUAAUGGACAAAGUUGUCACCAAUGUAGACGAAGCUUACGACCCGAUGACCGGAAAGUUUACUGCCCCUUACUCAGGCACUAAUCAUUUUACAGUGGUAGUUGCUGCACAGGGGCGUCAAAAGGCUGCUGUGAUGCUGAUGGAGAACGGGAAGAUGAUAUUUACGGUGUUGGCGGAGAGCGUGCCUUACUGGGCGACCUCGUCCAACACAGCCCUCCUGACGUUACGCAAGGCCCAACAGGUUGCAAAGCGGGUGUAUAACGUGCCAUUUAAGAUUAAAUCGUACAUUAAGGCGGUUUAG